AUGACAGAAAAGAACGCAGCGGCGUGGCGGUGUGCCGUGGGUCGUUCGUUUCCUAGCCGUCCGUUGGCUGGUACUGUCCCGUACGGUGUACGGAGUACUCAAUUGAUUACAGAGUACGGAGUACCUGGGUGCAGAUUAUUGCGACGAGCCUAUCUCUACCCUGACUCGCUCGUCGAGUCGCCGCCGAUCAAUCCUGCAACGACGAAGUCCGGGCUCCUUCCUGCCUACCAUCAAACCUUCUUCCACCGUUAUGCGGUUUCUCCACUACUUGAACUAUCUAUUACGAAUUCCGAUAACGCUUAA
Molecule: messenger RNA, 303 nt
Organism: Histoplasma capsulatum G186AR
Lineage: Eukaryota; Fungi; Ascomycota; Eurotiomycetes; Onygenales; Ajellomycetaceae
Exons: 2
Coding region: 1-303 (100 amino acids)
Source: RefSeq, a predicted model, not a curated record